AUGUGGUGGUGGAGGCUGGUCGUCCUCGCAGUGGCGAUCUCAGCCGAAGAGGAACACUUUCUGGACGUGAAACAAAUUGUCAAGGGUACUAUUGAAGCCGUGGCAAAGUUGCCUAUGGCACAGCAGAACAACUCAAUCGAGGGACAGAAGGAUCCUGAAGAUUUCUACAGAUUGUUCCAAUUACCGGCUGACAUCAUGACCAAAUUGGCUGCCGAUGCUGGUUAUCUGGAUGCCCCACAGACGUCCACAACUGGGCCGUGGAUUGUCAGAAGGUGGGUGAUAACUCAAGUAAAGUCCUUGAUCAAAAAUGAGCUCCCUUAA
Molecule: messenger RNA, 321 nt
Organism: Haemonchus placei
Lineage: Eukaryota; Metazoa; Nematoda; Chromadorea; Rhabditida; Trichostrongylidae
Source: the annotation of a GenBank genome assembly